ACAAGGAUAGGAACUGUUUUUCAACGGAAAUGAAAUAAAAACCACCGAGAGACAAUCAAAGCAGCCUGAACUCUAAUUCCUAGUGGUGUGUGGCUCUGUCGGCAGGCAAUCGACACAUUUGAUAAUUCCACCAGCUGCUCAGCGUCACAGUAGGCUGUGGGAAGCGGUGCCGAAGUGAUCGUGCAUUUCGUCUACUCCGGUGUCAGAGGGGUUUUGUGUUCUGUUUUUUUGCGGAUUCUAAAUAAAGUUCUCUGUUUGUACAAUCAACCAUCAUGCGUGGACAGUUUGUGUUGAGUGGAGCACAGUUUUCGUGAUAAAAGUGAACAGUGUCUGGGUGUCAUUAGAACUUGCCCUUGUGAACGAACGAUCGGUGUUUGUAUUUCCUGUUGAUGAAAUCCAGUGCAAUACCCGAUCCGUAGAGACCCAACCACGUAGGCGGCGAUAUUCUUCAUCCUUUUGUGUUAGUGUGUGUGCGCCGCGCGUGUGUGUGUUACUGUGUUACGCUUGAAAGAGCUUCUAUUGUUUUGUUUGAGGCGGAAGGAAAAAGUGUGACUGUCCCCGGUGUGUAUGUGUGUGUGAUUGUGUGUGGCCAGCCCUUCUCGCCCUUUGCAGCCGCCCAUCAAUGUGUCACAACACUGGUGGGGGACAAUACCAUGUGUUUGGCGGGCGACCCAUCCACUUCUGCGUAAGAUAAACCCACCACCCCCAGCGUGUGUGUGUGAGAGAGUGUGUGGUGUCCUUACGACGAGAACAGAGGUCGCGCGGGCACACGUGCUGCUCUCGAUAGGAAGCAAACCCCCCCCCCCCCCGGGCAAGAAAACGCUUUUUCCCGAGCGCGCGCGCAACGCCGAAACAAACUGUUGCGCCAGCGGUGUGUGUGUGUUUUUGUUUCCUUUCUCCGUUUUUUUGCGGGGAGGAAAGUGUAUGGUCCGCGUGUCUCACGGUGAUCGUGUUGUUUCACAGGACAAGAGCCAACCGGGGUCGGAAGAAAACUUUGUGUGCGUGUGACUGUUUUUUUUUGUUUGUUUGCUGCUUCUCUGUGAGUUGUUGGUGAAGUAGUUUGAAGAGAAGAGCUUGGAGCUGGUACAACAUUACAAGCCUAGUAGUUGCAGUAGUUGUGUGCACAUGUGUGCGGCUUUUCGUGUGCAUCGCUGUGAAAACAAGAGCCCCGUGACAGGCGUGACAGCUGUUUGUGGUUGUGUGUAUGUGUAUGUGUGACUGUGUGGCCAGAAGAAACGAAGCACAAGCCUACUGAGCCCCCUGGGCAGGUUCGCCCCAUCGUUCUCUAAUGCUGCUUGAAAACGAUCCCAAUACUGUUCGUCCCCCCGCCUGGUUCUCAGUUUAAUUACUGUGUGUGAAAAUACUAUUUUCUUAAAAGUGUGCGUGUGUGACUAGGCAAGACUUGUACUACUUCCGGCCACCGUACCGCAGUAGACGCGGUAGUGUCCAGUUUUCUGAGAAGCGGAAUUUCCGGCACGGAAAAGCGGCACACCCCCGGCAACAGCGCAGGAUUGGACAGCAGUUGGCGCACGGACGGGACGGCUUUUUUUGGCGUUGGAAGACACACGACGCUCCCAUCUCUCCACCGGAGGCACAGCAAACUCUUGAUGUCUUAAUACUUGAUGUUUCUUGCAUAUUAUUAACGCUUUGAUCACUCAUAUCAACUAGACAACAUUGGCAAAUAGCACAUUAGCAAAUAAGGUAAACCGAGAGAUAGAGAGAGAAUAAAAAGGUAAACGUACAAAAGCACAAUCAAAAACCAAUACAAUAACAUAGCGCGCUAGUGAAGGAGGGGAACGACGACAAACACACAGCAGUGAGCCCCAGCCCCAGCCAAUACACAAAUCAACAUGGUGGACACGCAGCACUUCUGUCUGCGAUGGAACAACUACCAGAGCAGUAUCACGUCGGCCUUCGAAAACCUGCGCGAUGACGAGGACUUUGUGGACGUGACGCUGGCAUGCGACGGUCGCAGCCUCAAGGCGCACCGCGUCGUCCUAUCCGCUUGCAGCACAUACUUCCGCGAGCUACUGAAGAGCACACCAUGCAAACAUCCCGUGAUAGUGCUGCAGGACGUGGCGUUCACGGACCUGCACGCGCUGGUCGAGUUCAUCUACCACGGCGAGGUGAACGUGCAUCAGCGGUCACUGAGCUCCUUCCUGAAGACGGCCGAAAUUUUAAGAGUGUCCGGCCUGACCCAGCAGCAGGCGGAAGAAACGCACGGCAUGCAUGCUUCGCUCGGGGCCAAUCUGCCGUCGGGCGUCGUCCACCAUCCGAUCUACCCGGAGAAGAUGCUGGACGAUUCGCUGUACGUAUCGCAAGGCGCCUCUCCUCCGCCCCACCUGUCCAGCCUGCACAACAGCUCCUCGCCGAACAGUGGGGGAGUGGGCGGCGGCAACAGUAAUGGCGGCGGGGCACCGAUGGUCAACCAGCUGCUGAAGCGGGCGGCGGCCGCGGCAGCGCUCCGGCGGGAACGGAACAACUCCGUCCAUUCGGACGAGAUGGCGCUCAAGCGGCACCGGAUGUCGGUCGACAGCAAUGGGCCAACGAAUCCGCGCGACCACCUGGACGUGAUCUGCAGCACGCCCCAGACGACGGCGACCGACUUCUCGUCGAGCGCGGCCAAGCAGCACCUCAGUUUGCCAUCGCCCCAGGGAAAGGAUCAAAUGCGGCAACAGGACAGCUUAUCCGGUCAUGCCAACAGUGGCAGCAACAGUUUCUCCAUCAACAGCGCGAGUAACUUAAUAAAAAGUAGUAUUAAUAACAAUAACAACAACAUCAACAACAACAACAACUUGAACAACAACCUGUUGCACAGCAAGGAAAACAGUGGCGUCGGCGGCGGCGGCGCGGGCGGGCUGUGCGGUUCCGGCGGCAGCAUGCCCACCUCGCUCGGCACCUCGAACGGCAGCAACGCGGGCAGCCUCUGCUCGGCGGAAAAGGAAAGCCUCGCGUCCUCGCCGUCGGAACGGUCGGCCGAGGACGUGAAGUCGGAACCGCUCGAGCUGCUGUGCGGUACGGGCGGCGAUCACGAAAACAGCUCGGACUCGGUAACGGACGAUCAUGGCGACCUGGUGAAGGGUGGACUGGACGUGAAGGGCUCUUUGCGAUCGCCAAACGACCAUGAGCUUGAGAGCAGUAUGCACCACCACAGCGGGGCACAGUUUCUCAUGAACGCUAGCGAAAAUAAACUCUUUCCCACGCCGCCCUCGUUUAACUUUUCCAUGGCAGCACUAGCGGCAGACCCGUCCGCACUGGCAGGAUUCAGCACACAGGCCCUACAAGCAGUGGAGUUGGCCGGCUCGCCACAGGGCCCAGGAGGCGGCGUCGGCGGCGGUAGUGGUGGAAGCGGUAGCGGCGGCCAAGGAUCACCGUCCGGAUCGGCCGGAUCGCCGUCGCAGCUGAUGCCGUUGCGCAUGCCACCGCCGACGAGCGGCGGCAUUAACGAGCCCCAGGAGUGUCCGUACUGUCGGCGCACCUUCUCCUGCUACUACUCGCUCAAGCGCCACUUCCAGGACAAGCACGAGCAGUCGGACACGCUGUACGUGUGCGAGUUCUGCCAUCGGCGGUACCGGACGAAAAACUCGCUCACCACGCACAAGAGCCUGCAGCACCGGGGGUCGAGCGGCAUGCUCAAGCGGCUGCUCAAAACGUCCGCCAUCAAGACGGUGCUGUCCGGCAAUGGGAGCAACGUCGGGGCCGGCCUGCACCACGGUGCCCAUCCGCAUGCCGCCCAUCCGCAUCUGUUCGAUUUUGCGGCCGAGCUGGGGCAACCGCCACCGGGCAUUCAGUAAACGGGGGGAAUUCAGUGAAACCUCGGACGACGGAUCUACUUCUGAGCCAGAGCCUUCCCCGUACACUCACCCAUCGGCGCACCGUUACAAAGCGCACGUUCCCACGACAGUGUGAGGUUACUACUCGCUCGCUGUUCAAAGGCCAACAAAUCCAAAACAACGGCAAAGGGGUUUGAAAAGGCGGCACCAUCAACGGCAUCACUCCUAGAGACAACCUUGACCCAGCAUCGAUUCAGUCGACUGUUUUUUUUUUUGGAAACAAUUCUCAUAUCACGGGCGAGUUUGUGGAACGACGAUUCCGUUUUCUAAACUUAAGUUCAUGCCAUAUCAAAACGCGUCCAAAGCGCAUAUCAGAACGUUUAGCCGAGCAGAAGGAUAUUGUCCUCCCUAGUCGUUGGCCCAGCAAGCGCACGCUUAGUAAGCAAUCAUCAUGAUGCGAGUGAACUAGUUUUACAUAUCCCCUUUUCCAGUAUUGUGAUCCCUUUUCUGGCAAAUUCUACGGAAAAAGAAGGUUUUAACACGUCACCUCAUCUAUCGCACACACACCAUGUAAGGCGCAGCAAGGUGCAAUAGUUGUUUCGAGUGUUUCGAGAGUGUACACGCAAAACAGAGCGAAAAAGCUCGAAACGAUUCAUUUUAUUGUGUAAUUUUACAUAUCGCGGCAGAGAGGGCGGCAGGUUGGAACAAAGACAUAUUCCAAAUGUGUGUGUGUGGUAAUAGAAGUGUGCCAUAGCCAGUGCGGGAAGAGGUACAUGGGAAAGAUCAACGUUUUCCUAUUUCCCCUCCUUUUCUAACAUGAGCCCAGUGAUUGCUUUAUAGGAUUUGUUUUGCCUUUAACCGGGCACUAUUUAUGCAAACAUAAACGGUCGAUUCAGUUCGGUCAUUCGGCAGGCCGUGAAAAGACGGUCGUUCGCGCAGAACUUAAUUACCGAUUAAAGCGAAACGUGUUUGUGUGUACAGUAGUGUAGUGAGGGCCAGUAGUAAUUCAUAUCAAUUAUUUUACCCGUUUAGUUCGUAAAAAAGCCCUAGCAAUAGAGCACUCGUGCAAUAAAUGGAAAAGCAAGAGCAAAAAAGGUAACGUUUAGACAGGUUUUAGGUUACUUCUUCAUGUACACACACUUAACCCCCCGGGGGGUGCGUUGUGAUUUUAAAAUGUAUGUGGUACAGAUAAGAGCAACUUUCAGUGGAGCGACACGAACGAGCUCCUGCUGCAAGUUCCAGUUUUAAGUUAUGGUGCACAUAUCAUAUCGCAAUGAUUUGAGGAAUUUAAAGCAAACGGGAAGGUUUUAAUGUGAUCUUUCUGUUUUCCGUGUUGUGAUGCGUACGCAGAAUCAAUCGCAUAGGCAGCAGUGUGUGGUAUGCCGUGUGCUGUCCUUUAGUAAUGCCAAACUCUAUUAUUACGCGUACACACUUUCGAUUCCAAAUCGUGGCUGGGAUUUUAGAUAUUUGUAUAGGUUUCCUUCUACUCUCCCGCAGUGUUUACGCGGAUCCAGGAUGUUUCGUGGCCAAAAUGACAAACGGAUGACGGUUGUCGAUGGGGGAAGCUAAGAAGCGAAGGAACGGAGGCACAGCAGGGUGUGGGUUCGAUUGUGCGCAGAGGUCGUCGCGCUCCUCGUAUGCUUAAGGGAGAUCAAGACAAACACGUGAAAACGAAAAACUGUGAUUUUAUGAGAAAAAAAUGUAAUGGAAAAACACAAAAUUUAAUUAUUUAAAAAUGGUUUAUUUUUGCUAAACUCUAAAAACUCUUUGGAAGAAACAACGGAAAACUCUCGAGACACAAGAAAGUUCCAUAAAAAUGGAACACGAACAGCAAAGAACAUCUCCCGGUGGCCGAAAAACUGGAAACUUCUUAGCAAAAUGAAAGAUGUAAAGCAAGCAAACAAACAAACAAAACACUACAAUGUACAAUACUUUGGCAGAGAGACAGGAAGGGGCAGGAGAACAAGAGAACAUAUUAUUAAACAAAUUUUCAAAAGAACUGACUAGAGAAACCCCCAAAAGCAGCAGCAGCUUCUCUGCCCGAGCAGGCAGAGCCUUCACUUAGUCACAUGAAAACACUAGCAAAAUGAGUAAACCGUAGUAGAAAGAAGAACACGGAACACGGGCGGAAGGAACAGCACAAAUACAAAAUUAGGACAAACGUGUGUGGGCUGCCCGACUAUUUGCGGCUGCCCCCCGAUGGUAUUCAUAUAUUUACAUUUCUUCCAUCUACAAGCAGCACUGUCUCUCCUUAGCAAACGAUGUUUUAGUCAAAGAAAAAUGAAAAAAAAAAGAAAUGGAGCAAUGAGUCACGCAACACAAGAUUUAAAUCAUUAUUAAAAACAGAAAGAAAGCAGAUUAUUUGUAAUGUAUGUAGGAUAUAGUUAAGGAAUUAGCAUUUUUAAUAAAACAACACAGCCAACACACGAACGUACAAAACUGAAACAUAUAACACACACACGCGCGCGUGCAUACACAUUGUCGAUGUAAGAGAAGGAGUAUAUCGGAAAGGUUAAUAGAACAGCUAACUCAACACAGUGGCCAUUUCAUUCUACCCGGUUUAUGAAGUGAUCCUAAUUGUAAAAGCGAGAUGUUAAUAGGACCAGUGCACAAUUUAUACGACAGGGAUUUGAAUCACAACAACACAGUAACUACUACUGCUACGGCUACUAGUACUACUACUAAUACACCUACCUACUGCUGCGAAGCCAGAUAAGUAAGUGUACUCUGUUUUCGUCGAUUGAUGUUAGCAACUCUAUAGCUAGUGAAUUUGGCAUUUUGUGACUGGGGCCGCAAGACGAGAUUGAAUCAGCAGCACUACUGUGACACGUGCGUUGUACAUAUUUACUAAGACUACUAAGGAGUUUAACUUAUCGUAUAAUCCAAGGGAAGCGAAACCAGUGUGUUGAGUAAUGAUACAAAGAGAGUGCAUAACUAAAGCAAAACAAUACAAAACAAACACACACGUAUAUAUAUGCAUAGAAAAACCUCAGACAAAAACAAACACAUCAUGGCGAAGAUGAUGGUCAUCCAUCCCUCCCCCAUCCAAACGCACAGUAGGAGAAUGAGGUGUGUGUAUGAAUUUAAAUAUAUUCCGUAUACCAGACCUGCGGGUGUCACAAAUUAUUGCAAUCGGAAAGAAUGAUCUACAAGAUCUGUUACACAUUUAGGUAAUAAUUGUCAAAUUUUUUAAAAAUACUGUCUUUGAAAAUAUCAUCAAAACAAGAAAACGACAAAAAAAAACAACAUAUCUCUAUGCUCAACGGAAAACAAAUGAAACAGGACGAAAGGAAGGGAAUAAACUCAGAAAAGAAAAGAAAACCAAACAAAAAAGAGGUGAAAAUGUGCACCACUGAAAUGCUCCAAACGGGAAUGGGAAAGGAGUUAUGCAGAAUGCAUAACUUUAGGCGAAUGUACAGUGGAGCGUUUGCUGUUCGAGCAACGGCGGGUGAUGGAAGGUGAAGAACCAAAAAUGAAAAAAAAAGAAAAUGUGGAAAGGAGAGUACUAGUUCACAGUAUUAAGAGACUUGUGUCAACAUGUGUUUUAUAACUCUAAAUGUACGAAUUAUUAACUAUUCAAAAGAGAAGGUGAAGAUGACAUUGUAUAGCGACUGGGUGUGAGAUAUCGGAGUAAAGCCUCAGAGUAAAAACACUUGUAAAAUGUUCGAAUUUAUUAACUUGAAACCACGUAGCACAAGGUAUAAAUGAAGCAGAGAGACAAUUUAAAAAAGAGAGAAAAAAAGAGAGAGAAUAUAGAGAGAGAGAGAGAAGAGAGAGAAAUAUAUCAGACAGCUCAAAUGGUAAAACACAGGACAGGAAGAUGCUCUAAGUGUAUGUUCACAACCGAUAGGAAACAAGAAAAGUAUCAAAAAUAGAAGAAAUUACACACACACAAAAAAACACUCAAAAAUAAAUGCAUAACAAAUUAAAAGCGUCAAAACUUUUACCACAAAAGUGAUUCUGCGGCAAGCAAAUACUCAGAUCAAACGCAAUCAAACCUCACUAAACAAGAGGCGCCGUCUUUGUUGAAAGGAUUCAGUAAGCAAACUAAAGGGGAUAAAUUAUAAAUUAUUUGUUUAAAAAAAAAAGCUGCGUGGUUUUGUUUGCCUCCUAUUUAGGACAGCAAUGUGAAGUUGUGAAAUGAAUAGUGAACAUUUGGUUUUAUUGGAACUUGUAAUUGAUCAGUGUUUUUGUUGCACAGAAAAGAAUUAAAAAACAAACAUUUUUAAUUAUUAUUUUCCACCUCUUUCUUUAUUGUUUUAUAAAAUGCUUAUUAACCACUUAUCAAAAUUUUCAAGUAAAGUUGCAAGAUUUACUACUGAAUUUAUAACAUGCUUUGAUAAUUUUUACAAUCAAAAUAGCACACAUUACCAUAUAAAAAAACACAAAAAUGAUUAAAAGUUCAACAAUUUCAUUUCAUGGCUUUGCAUUUUCUGCAUCCCCUAAAUAGUGCAUUGAAAAUUUUAAAAUUAAGUAAAUAUUUCGUUACAUAUCAACAUUUCUGGUAAUUUGUUUUUGUUUGAAAAACUGAAAGCCAUUGUUCCUUAUUAGAAAUCGCUCGAUUUUUGGGGUGCGUGCGUGUAGUCACAAAGCAAAGAACGACCAUCACCGGCACACACACACCGGCACCAGACUGUCAUCUUUUACAUUCCGCUCUGUCUGUCCGUGUGUGUGUCUCUGUGUGUGUGUGUGUGUGCGUGUGCACAAAAAAUGCAUUUAUCGCCCCAGAAGAGCAAAAGUCAAGCUAAGGUAAUGCGUCUAGUUAAGAGUGCGUUUCUUCCAAAUUUCCAAUACAGACGGUUAGGAGGAUGUGUCGUGGGUAGAAUAAUUUAAACAAAAGAGCAACAAAAAAAAUGCCGCUCAAAGGUAUGAUUUUAUGUUUUUCUUCUCUUUUUCAUUCAUCCAUCCCAGUGGUGCGAUGACAAAUCAAGAAGCAAUCAAAAUCAGGGAGUAUGUGUUCGCUCUUGUACGGAAGGGUUGACAGUUAGUACUUUGGUUGUUUUGCUUAGUUGUGUCGUGUAGUGGCACAAAUAAAUAGACAAGUUCCAGUGAACUAUACAAAUAGUCAAUAUACAUACACAACAAUACAUAACAACGCUCCCGGAACACACAUCACUAGUCACAUCGAGAAGCGCAAAUUUACACUACAUUUUAAAUCCAUAAACUUAAUAAAACCAAUCAGCGCAGGUUAAGGAGAUCGAAGGCAUCGACAAGCAGCUAGUAUGGCAUCUCAAGUAUACGCCCAAAUAUAACUAACCGUGUGUGUAUGUGUGUGUGUGGGAUGAAGCCUCAUUAGGACAAAUACAAAUAAGAGAAAAUAGUAAACAUCAAUUCACAUAUAUACAGUGCUCUGGUAAAAACAUUCACAAAGAAUCAAAGACACAUAGAAGCGAAUAUAUGAUACGCUCCCGCUGGUGGACAUAUCCUUCCUAUCAAAUCUUACAGUAUGGCAGCUAAUCUGGCAAACAAAUACAAAAAACGUCUCGUUGGGUUUGCCGCUACGAGCGCAUUUGUUGCACUGGUGUACAUACUUGGACGCGCGUCGUUCCAUUGCAAUUAUCCGUAAAAAUAAAAUUCAAAUCAAAACUACACAAAAAGUACAAUUCGGACGCGCGCCGAUCUGGUCGCUCAGGGAUAGCAAACAAACAAAUGGUCAACUGUUUAAAGUGUUUAAAAAAAUGGCAUCGAAAGCAAAAGAAACCAACAAAAUUAAACCUCCCGGCCAGUUGUGUUGGAAAAGUAUGCUUAAACGGUGAGGGUUUUGAGUUUUUGCAAGCAACGUUUUAGCUCGAUCAAUCAUAGCAUCGCUCAGCAAAUGGAAGAGAAGUAAACAAAAAAAAAAAAAAACAGUUCAAAUGCAACCAAGCUGCCUUUUAACAGAGUACAACCAAGAGCAAAACACGAAAGAGGAAAACAGAGAGAGCGAGAGAGAUGAAGAUGACGAUGAUGACGGUGGUGGUGAGUGCGUUGUGAAACUGAAAACAAAAUGCAAUAUUGGAUCAAUUUCAAGAUUUACGAACAAUACAACAAUGGCAGAAGAGAGAAUGAAUUCAAAGGACAGGAACCAAAGGAACCAAGCACAGAGCAAAAGUAAUAGCAAACAUAAAUAGCAAAACCCAACAAAAUCUUAAUGAAAAACAAGAACGAAAUACCUCAAUGAGCUCUAAGUAGAACUACUAAUGCUAAUUAAACUACAGUCAUGAAAACCGAACGAUGGAUACAGAAUAGAAGAAAAAGAAGGUAUAAGAAUGGCACAAUAAUACUAUUCUCUCGGAACAAACAGUAAAGGUAAAGAGGUUCAAAUGCAAAGCAAGGUAACGUUUUGUUGUUUGCAAAAGAAAGCAAAAGCUAAUGCAACCAUACAAUCCCCUUUCUCCAUUGAUGGACGCAAUUUAUGAGAAAGAUGAAUUGAAAAAAAAAAACAAUACAUAAGUAACAUAAUCAUUACUCACACACACACAUACAUCCAUAAAAAAAAACAAAAUGUAAAUGAGCUGAGAUUGUACAAGAAGGUAUGAGAAGUAGUAGCAGCAGCAGCACACGGAAUACAGAGGUCUCUCUUUGUGUGCCAAGGAAAAAUAUAUUCUGUCAAUAUAUUUAUAUCAAGCUCGCGCGAGAAGUCGCGCGGUAUAUGUGAAAAUAUACGAGAUCGAGUUUAAAAAAGGCAACCUUACUAAUUAAAGCCCACAUGCCCGCGGUACACGGGCAGAAGAAUACUUACGUUUAGGGUACUUCUUUAGCUAGGGAUUGGUGAUGAGCAAUAAGCAAGUAGAGGAGCCAGCAAGCGAGGCACCGAUAAGAUGGGCGGUGGUGAAGAAGAUGGAGCAGAAAGGUACGAUCUUCAUUCUCUCUAUUAACGAAGCAAACAAAACACUACCCUCUACCCCUGUACACACGUGCAACGGUACCGUGGGAUGAAUGGAAAGUGCUUGUGGAAAGCAUUUUCCCUCCUGUCUUCGUUGAUCAUAUCCGUAGAUGUGUUUUCUGCAUCAAAUUUAGUAUGUAAGGUUCAAAGUGCGGUAAUGAGAGGGAAAACACACACACACAUACAAACGCGAAAGCGAAGACAGUGGACAGUGAAUUGAAAAUAUUAGCAUCAUCAUUUACAUCACAACUGUACGGGGGGAAUGCGUUGAUCCCGGGUACACACGAGGAGUUAGUUGAACUACUUCCGGGUGGAAACUGGGCAAGAGAGAAGGGCCAACAACGCCUUUCCGAAUACUAUGAGCCGCUCUGUCUGGACCAGAGUAUACACUACUAUACAAAGGCACUUUUCAAACUCGCCAACACUUGCGAGGUUCCGACAGCGACGAGGAAUUAAGGAAAUAUAAAAA
Molecule: messenger RNA, 11107 nt
Organism: Anopheles arabiensis
Lineage: Eukaryota; Metazoa; Arthropoda; Insecta; Diptera; Culicidae
Gene: br
Product: broad-complex core protein
Exons: 11
Coding region: 1851-3794 (647 amino acids)
Biological process (GO): regulation of transcription by RNA polymerase II
Cellular component (GO): nucleus
Molecular function (GO): protein binding
Source: RefSeq, a predicted model, not a curated record